AUGGCACCAGUAACCAAAGCAGAGAAGCUUCUGACUGAAGAAGUCUUCUUGACAAAUCCAAAUUUCAAGGACAAUAGACGCAAACGUUUACAUCAAAGUAAAAGCGAGCAAGACAAUACCAAACAGAAGUUUAAAGCCGCGUGGGUAGACGAUGACGAUGAGGACGUGGUGGUGAAUUUAAAGGAGCAGCCGCAACUACGUAAGCUUCGCGAAACUGAAGAGGACACAAUUGUUGAUGGUCCAGAGCUCAAACGUCGCCUCAAGACUUUCUAUCAAGCAGCGCAUGGUGCCAUAUCAUGGGCUGACCCCACCAAAUUUCUAAGUGACCAUCAGAAUGUUCCAGAUGAUAGUGACAAUGAAGAGGAGGCUGAUCUUUUUCGAAGCACGAGCAAACUGUUGGAGGAAUCGGGUGAGAUGCUGCCUCAGGGCUCGCUGGACGUUAUUCGUAUGAAAGAUGCGAACCAGCACGCGCCAUCUAAUGCCGUGAUCCAAUCGGUACAGUUUCAUCCCAACGGACAGAUUUUGCUCACAGCAGGUCUAGACAAGACGUUUUGUCUCUUUCAGGUGGACGGUAGCAACAACGCAAAUAUUGAAAAAGUUUUUGUACAGGAUCUUCCCAUGUUGGACGCAAAGUUCACGCUUGGUGGAGAUCGUGCGAUUCUAACUGGACCUCGGCAGUAUUAUUUCUCCUACGACAUUCAAGCUGGCAAAAUUACCAAGAUCCCAGGCCUUUAUGGGCGCAAGGAGAGAAAGCGUGAAAAAUUUGCCGUUUCUAACAGUGGAGAUACGAUAGUGUUUUUAGGAAGCAAUGGCUACUUGGAUAUAGUAUCGGCGAAGUCGUACGAGUCGAUCGGCACCCUCAAAAUGAACGGCAGUGUCAACUCUGCGGUUUUUUGUGAAAAUGACCGCUUUUUGCUCAGUACAGGAUCAGACGGACAGAUUUACAAAUGGGACAUGCGUACACGGCGGUGUAUUUUCGUUCAUGACGAUGAAGGCAGUCUUUGUAAUCACGCCCUGGCAGCCAGCGGUAAAUACUACGCCGCCGGAUCAAAGAGCGGUGUGGUCAACAUUUACGAUAAUGCUGGUCUAACAGCCAAGCCCAAGCCAUGCAAAGCGUUGAUGCACCUCACAACUCAAGUUGACCAUCUUAAAUUCAAUCCCAGUUCUGAGAUUUUAGCAAUGGCUUCUACUGACAUUAAGGACUCGCUGAAGAUGGUACAUAUGCCAUCACUGACUGUAUUUCCCAACUGGCCAACGGCACACACGCCGCUACAUUACGUGUCGGCCAUGGACUUCAGUCCAAAUAGUGGCUACUUUGCAGUCGGAAACGCUCGAGGGCGUGUUUUAUUAUACCGAUUGACCCAUUACAAGGCUACAUAA
This is a messenger RNA of Plasmopara halstedii, 1380 nucleotides long. RefSeq names its product u3 small nucleolar rna-associated protein 18. Lineage: Eukaryota; Oomycota; Peronosporomycetes; Peronosporales; Peronosporaceae. The transcript has 2 exons. Bases 1 to 1380 code for a protein of 459 amino acids. Gene Ontology annotation, cellular component: small-subunit processome; Pwp2p-containing subcomplex of 90S preribosome. Gene Ontology annotation, biological process: rRNA processing. Gene Ontology annotation, molecular function: protein binding. The record is from RefSeq and is a predicted model, not a curated record.